AUGGGUGCAAUUUGGACUCGACUUGAGGGUAAAGCGAUAUUGCCGGAUGGACUGCUUGAAAGAGCGGAGGAACAUGCUGGGGUAGAUGGCUUUAUAAAUGCCUGUGGUGCCAAUGCCAACCUGCAUGAGCUGGUUCUCGACACAUUCACAGGAGCGACCGGGGCACGGCGGGGGAGACGGAACGGGGAAACCAUUGAAUCAGAACGCUAG
This is a messenger RNA of Penicillium hordei, 210 nucleotides long. RefSeq lists its product as uncharacterized. NCBI's taxonomy places the organism in Eukaryota, Fungi, Ascomycota, Eurotiomycetes, Eurotiales, Aspergillaceae. The transcript has a single exon. The coding region runs from base 1 to 210 and encodes 69 amino acids. The record is from RefSeq and is a predicted model, not a curated record.